UUUAUUGUAGGGGAUGCUGGGUGAAUAGAAUAUUGCUCGUCCACAUUCACGGUGAACCAACAGAGCAGAAAGAGAGAAAAAAAAGAAGCAAAAUCCCACUUUCUGUUUCCCACAAAACAGUGCGAUCGUGUUUGCGCGUAGCACAAUAAGCGUUAGGCAAACAGUGCAAUUACAAGAUUGUCCCGUGGCGGAUCGAGCUACUGGUGCCCCGGGAAGGAAACACUUUGCAUUAGCGAUGCAGUAAACGGUGUGCAGUAAACAACAAAGUAAGCGAUUGCUUCCAGCCAGUCAUCCCUCCCGAUCCCACAAUGUAUUGCACGAACGAUGGCAAACAUCCACUGUCCGGUUCGAUUGGCGGUGAACCGAUAGGCCAUCCGGUCGGUGGACGCGACUUGCACACGCACGACCUGUACGGUGAGAAGGACGCGGAGCUACACUUUUGGGAUGGUCGAGAAUCGGGCACAAAUCAAAACACAACCCCGGUCAGCACCGUGCUACACUCACCCGAACCGGCAACGGCGGACCACGAGCCGAAGAUACGGUUCCAGCAGCGGCACCAGAUACAGGUGGGCCGGAGCCCGGUCGGUAGCGGAGGGCAUAACGGGAGCAGUGAUUCAACGACCGCGUCCAGCCCGGUCCUGAUGCAGCAGUGCCAUCAUUCAACCGUCAGUGCGGCCAGCAACAUCGUCCUGAUGCCUAGCGCCGGUUCGCACGUUUACUCCACACAAUCGAUUCUCGCGGACGGUGAGAUUGUGGUGUUUGACGACAUCGAACCGAACUGGGCGUCGGGCGGCAGCGGUGUGCACGGGUCGGAAAUGUCCAUCCUGAUGGGUGGAGGGACCACACCAAGCAAAGAAACGCACACGGCGGACAGCUCAAACAAGAUACAGACCAUCAUAGGAGGUCUAACGAUUGCUGAGUACGAGGGAUCACCGCGGCGGUUCGGCACAAUCUAUUCCAACAACUAUUCCACACCGGACGGUACGAUACGUCCCGGGAGCAACAGUUUCCCGCGUCCCGGUUUUCCAAAGCGUGUCGAAACAAUGGCAUCCGACGACGGACAGCCACGACUGAUCGAGCUGGGCGGCAAGAGCAACGAGGCGGGAAACUUUUACAAUAAGACCAACACGAUGGCGGGCAACGACAUGAAUUUUCAAAUAGAUACCAAAUAUUUCAACUGCAAACAGCAGGUAGCUUUAGAGGAGGACCUUAUCCCUGCCGGCAGCACCAGCAGCAUUAUCAAACCGCACAGUUUUGUUCUGUCGCCCGAAACGGACUACCGACCAAGAAGCUUUGAUAGAGCAAAAAGUGGCGGCAUUAGUGUUAAGAGCGAUGCAAAAGAAAUUCUCAACGAACCGUGCGUAGAGUAUGAGGACAUGUGCAAUAGUAUGCCGAUACUGGAGGAUGGCCUCUCCAGUGGUCAUGCAUCCGACUCGGAAGGCAACACGGUCACGAACAGUUGCGAUGGUAACGGGUCGGGUGGUCGAGGUGAGGAGGCGUUUGGUUCGCUAGGGUUGCAUAUGGUGCGGUCCGAUCAACACUAUCACCACCAUCAGCAACACCACAGCACUCAUGGCAGCGCGUACGAUGGGUCGGUGCAUGUGCAAAAUGGGCGCGAUUGUCUAGCGCACGAUAUACGGGAAGCGCUCAACGAUAUCAAGUCAACGUUGCAAAACACGAAAACGCUACCGGCGGACGAGCGACGGGAAGCGGUGGACCAAAAUGGGGAAAGCUUCGCACCGUACAGCGACGAUUCACCGGUCUGGGUGCUAAGAACUAUGGAUAGGCUUCCGGAGGAGCAGGAAAAUGCCGCUAGCUCAUCAAACCCGUCCGAACGGCACACAAACGCACCAGAGCUGGAAGAUGAGACGGACACCGAUCUGGAGACGGAUCGGCUCUUAGGCCAUCAGCAGAACGCUGGCGAGCAGAACUAUUACGAACAUAGUAGCUCCACAGAGAUGGGUGGUUUUGCGAAACCUAAAUCACCCAAUUCUUCUGCCACGCUAGCGAAGCUGAAACGCUACCAGACCGCUAUCAGGGCAGACAGCGAGAUUUACGUUCCUAGCGAUAUUACGUUAGAAAAUUUACCGGAAAUUGAAAGCAAAGGAAGGCAUAAAACAAGAGAAGGACUGCUGGAUCCUGCAGUACUCAUCGAGGGUGUUCUGUUUCGGGCGCGUUAUCUAGGCUCCACGCAGCUAGUGUGCGAAGGCCAACCAACCAAAUCGACGCGUAUGAUGCAGGCGGAGGAAGCCGUUUCCCGGAUCAAAGCUUUGGCACCGGCAGGAGAGUCACAACCAAGCACGGAGGUGGAUUUGUUUAUUUCGACAGAGAAAAUCAUGGUGCUGAACACGGAUCUGAAGGAGAUUAUGAUGGAUCACGCACUGCGGACGAUCUCCUACAUCGCCGACAUUGGGCAGCUGGUGGUGCUGAUGGCCCGCCGACGCUUUGUCGCUACCGGACCUGGUGCGCCGGUGGCCGACGGUGCGACGGAUGAUGCGGGCGGUAAUAAUGCGUCCGGUACCGAUGUGCCGCAGCAGGAUACGGGAACCGGGCCGCCCAACACUACUACCACCGACAACACCAGUCCGAAGAAGCGUACCGGAAACCGUACGCCGAAGAUGAUCUGUCACGUGUUCGAAAGCGAGGAGGCACAGUUUAUCGCGCAGAGCAUCGGGCAAGCAUUUCAGGUCGCGUACAUGGAGUUCCUGAAGGCGAACGGAAUUGAGGACCACAGCUUUAUGAAGGAGCUCGACUAUCAGGAGGUGCUCAACAGCCAGGAGAUUUUCGGCGAUGAGCUGGAAAUCUUCGCCAAGAAGGAGCUGCAGAAGGAGGUGGUGGUGCCGAAGGCGAAGGGUGAAAUACUGGGCGUGGUGAUCGUGGAGUCGGGCUGGGGCUCGAUGCUACCGACCGUGGUGAUUGCGAACCUGGCGUCUUCCGGUGCGGCAGCCCGGUGCGGGCAGCUAAACAUUGGCGAUCAGAUCAUCGCCAUCAAUGGACUGAGCCUGGUCGGGUUGCCGCUGUCCACCUGCCAGGGUUACAUCAAGAACACGAAGAACCAAACCGUGGUGAAGUUUACCGUCGUCCCGUGUGCGCCUGUGGUGGAGGUGAAGAUCAAGCGACCGAACACAAAGUACCAGCUAGGAUUUAGCGUACAGAACGGCGUGAUCUGCAGCCUGCUGCGGGGAGGAAUUGCCGAACGGGGCGGUGUUCGUGUCGGUCAUCGAAUCAUCGAAAUCAAUAACCAAAGUGUCGUUGCGGUGCCACACGAAAAAAUAGUCAACCUACUCGCCACAUCGAUCGGUGAGAUACUGAUGAAAACGAUGCCGACGUCCAUGUUCCGGUUGCUUACCGGGCAGGAAAAUCCCAUCUACAUCUAAGGUGUAUGCGAUCAAUGGGGGGCGGGUUGGGUGAAGAAGGAUGGGGUUUCCGAUCGCGAUAUACACAAAAGGACAAAACGAGUUUAGAAUCAAUUUUUCGCUGUUUCCCCCACUUAUUGCGCUGAUGGCACCCCUAUUCUUACUUUAGAUGGGAGCAAACGAUAAAGGAAAACGGAAAGGAAAAAAAAAACAUUGUUAAAUCUUCUUGUUCAUUAAAAUAAACAAAACAAAGAAAAAUAGACACACACACACAUACGCCCAAAAAAA
Messenger RNA from Anopheles stephensi (Asian malaria mosquito), 3644 nucleotides. RefSeq names its product amyloid-beta A4 precursor protein-binding family A member 2-like. The record is from RefSeq and is a predicted model, not a curated record. Gene Ontology annotation, molecular function: protein binding. Bases 309 to 3377 code for a protein of 1022 amino acids. Gene Ontology annotation, cellular component: dendritic spine; cytoplasm; plasma membrane. Lineage: Eukaryota; Metazoa; Arthropoda; Insecta; Diptera; Culicidae. Gene Ontology annotation, biological process: chemical synaptic transmission. The transcript has 13 exons.